Molecule: messenger RNA, 1779 nt
Organism: Hyposmocoma kahamanoa
Lineage: Eukaryota; Metazoa; Arthropoda; Insecta; Lepidoptera; Cosmopterigidae
Product: cytochrome P450 6a2-like
Exons: 5
Coding region: 110-1645 (511 amino acids)
Molecular function (GO): monooxygenase activity; iron ion binding; oxidoreductase activity, acting on paired donors, with incorporation or reduction of molecular oxygen
Source: RefSeq, a predicted model, not a curated record
CGUCGGAACGCGUACACAAUCGAGUAAUUUUGUGCGAAAUAAAUUCUCCAACAUUUCCAAAUAAUUAAUGACUGUUAUGUGCUAAAUUUAAACUUAAAAUUUAAAUAAAAUGGCAAUUUUCAUGACAACAAUAUUAACAGAAUCAAAUAUGUUUCUGACAAUUUUAGCGCUUUUCCUAAUAUAUCUGUGGUUUCGACGAAAAUUUUCUUACUGGAGCAGGAGAGGUGUCAUUGGCCCGGAACCUGUGUUCCCUUUUGGCAACAUUAAGGAAGUGAUCAGACGAAAGACUCAGUUUUUCCAACCGUACUGUGACAACUACUUCAAAUAUAAACAUCUGCCUUACAUUGGGAUGUACUCUUUUUAUAGACCUGUCUUGUGCAUUAAUGAUUUAGAAAUUGCUAAACUAUUACUCAUAAAGGAUUUUGAUAAUUUCCAAUCGCAUGGAAUAUUUUCUGGAGGUGAUGGAGACCCGUUAGCCGGUCAUUUAUUUAAUUUAUCCGGAAGUGCGUGGAAAAACUUGCGUUUGAAGAUGUCUCCUACAUUCACUAUAGGUAAACUAAAGAGUAUGUAUCCUUUAGUAGAGAAGGUGGCAAAUAGUGCUGUGAAAUACUUGGAAGAGAAAAGUUCUGCCGGAGCUUCGAUAAAUUAUUCCGAAUUUGCUGAAAAGUACACUAUGGAGAUAAUUGGCAGUGUCGGUUUUGGAGUAGAAUGCAAUGGAUUCAACAAUCCAAAUUCAGAUUUUUAUAAGAAUGGUCAUGCAUAUUUCGAACCAAAAUCUUGGUAUUGGACAUUGACUCGCGCAUUAGCAUUUUUUGUACCAGAUCUGUUCAACAUAUCAAAGAUGAAGCGAAUUGACCCAGAUAUAAUAAACUUUUUCUACAGCCUUGUUAAGGAGACUGUUGAAUACAGAGAGAACCAUUGUUACAAGAGAAAUGACUUUUUGCAAACACUUAUCGAGUUAAAGAACGGAAAAGUUGAAGACGAAACAGUCGAAACAAAACAACGGUUCACGUUUACAAUGCGAGACGUGGCAGCAAAUACAAUGCUGUACAUGUUUGCCGGCUACGAAACUUCGGCCACGACGGGUCAAUUGGCCGUUUACGAGAUGGCGAGACAUCCAGAGUUGCAACAAAGAGCCAGAGACGAGGUGAACAAAGUCCUUGCCAAGUACGGUGGACAGUGUUGUUACGAAGCUCAGAAUGAAAUGAUUUACUUAAACAUGGUAUUAGAUGAAACAAUGCGGAAAUACCCACCAAUGCGUUCGUUAUUUCGAGAGUGUACCAAAGGGUACGAACUGAGCGAUGGACUAGUAAUAGAAAAGGGUACUCUGGUGUUAAUACCGGUACAGGCUAUACAAAUGGACCCGGAUCUGUAUCCUGACCCAGAAAGAUUCGAUCCAGAGAGGUUCUCGCCGGAGAAAAAGGCGAAACUACAUCCUUGCCAGUGGAUGCCUUUUGGCGAGGGACCAAGGAAAUGCAUAGGUCUCCGACAAGGCUACAUCCAGUCGAAGAUGGCGUUGGUCAAGUUGUUACCUAAGUACCAAUUCAUUUUAGAUCCCCGGACGCCGGUACCGGGGAGAUUUAGUCCGUCUUCCAUGACCUGUGCAAUGGAAGGAGGUAUUUGGAUUAAGUUACAAAGACUGUAAAACUAAAGUUACGUGCUUGUGAAUACUUCUCAAUCAAAAAUAGUAGAUUAAAAUAUUGUUAUUGAAAUAUAAUAUUAUUUGCACAAUAAAGAGCUUUAAAGGCCUUGAGUAAACUACCUGAGCGUUUGCACACU